AUGAAGACCAAGGAGCUCUUCAUCAGGGACAAAGCCAGGACUAUAGCACCAGGGCUGAGGGAAGGAAGGCUCACCCUGACAGGCCAGGACUAUAGCCCAGGGCAGAGGGAAGGAAGGCUCACCCUGACAGGCCAGGACUAUAGCCCAGGGCUGAGGGAAGGAAGGCUCACCCUGUCAGGCCAGGACUAUAGCCCAGGGCUGAGGGAAGGAAGGCUCACCCUGUCAGGCCAGGACUAUAGCCCAGGGCUGAGGGAAGGAAGGCUCACCCUGUCAGGCCAGGUAUAUAGCCCAGGGCUGAGGGAAGGAAGGCUCACCCUGUCAGGCCAGGACUAUAGCCCAGGGCUGAGGGAAGGAAGGCUCACCCUGACAGGCCAGGACUAUAGCCCCAGGGCUGAGGGAAGGCUCACCCUGACAGGCCAGGACUAUAGCCCAGGGCUGAGGGAAGGAAGGCUCACCCUGACAGGCCAGGACUAUAGCCCCAGGGCUGAGGGAAGGCUCACCCUGACAGGCCAGGACUAUAGCCCAGGGCUGAGGGAAGGAAGGCUCACCCUGACAGGCCAGGACUAUAGCCCAGGGCUGAGGGAAGGAAGGCUCACCCUGUCAGGCCAGUCACCCUGGGAUCCAGUCACCCAGGGACCCAGUCACCCAGGGACCCAGUCACCCUGGGAUCCAGUCACCCUGGGAUCCAGUCACCCUGUGAUUCCUCACCCAGGGAUCCACUCACCCUGGGAUCCAGUCACCCAGGGACCCAGUCACCCAGGGACCCAGUCACCCUGGGAUCCAGUCACCCUGGGAUUCCUCACCCUGGGAUCCACUCACCCUGGGAUCCAUCCAAGUCCUCUGGCUCCUAGCACCAGUCCUCUGGCUCCUAGCACCAGUCCUCUGGCUCCUAGCACCAGUCCUCUGGCUCCUAGCACCAGUCCUCUGGCUCCUAGCACCAGUUCUCUGGCUCCUAGCACCAGUCCUCUGGCUCCUAGCACCAGUCCUCUGGCUCCUAGCACCAGUCCUCUGGCUCCUAGCACCAGGUCUCUGGCUCCUAGCACCAGUCCUCUGGCUCCUAGCACCAGUCCUCUGGCUCCUAGCACCAGUCCUCUGGCUCCUAGCACCAGUCCUCUGGCUCCUAGCACCAGUCCUCUGGCUCCUAGCACCAGUCCUCUGGCUCCUAGCACCAGUCCUCUGGCUCCUAGCACCAGUCCUCUGGCUCCUAGCACCAGUCCUCUGGCUCCUAACACCAGUCGAGGAAUGGCGGGAUGA
This is a messenger RNA of Salmo salar (Atlantic salmon), 1254 nucleotides long. The record is from RefSeq and is a predicted model, not a curated record. Lineage: Eukaryota; Metazoa; Chordata; Actinopteri; Salmoniformes; Salmonidae.